CCUUCAAGUAUUCUACAAACUUAAAUCUUAAUCAAUUAAGACAUUUCACAGAUCAACCAAAAAGAUGUCGUCGAGCCAGCAAUUGAGCCACAGCGCCGGAGAAGUCACCGGUCAAGUUCAGCUGAAGAAGGAAGAGUACUUGAACAAUGUAUCACACGCAAUGAACCAGAAUGCUGAUCAUCACACUCACUCACAGUCACAGUUACACUCAGAGCAUGAUCAGAACAAUCCUUCCCUAAUUUCCCAGGCCUCUAGUGUCAUCCAACAGACUGGUGGACAAGUGAAAAACAUGGCACAAGGAGCAGCAGACGCUGUGAAGAACACUCUCGGGAUGAGUCCGGCCACCAACAGCCCUAGCAGCCCGGCUGGCACGACCCGCUCGAGCAAGCCCGGUAGCUUAAGAGCUCCAAAAGUUAGAAUUUCUGCAACAAGUUUCAGUAGAUUAAGAUGUGGAAACUUGCUGAUACCGAACAAUCAAAGACUUUUUAUUGACCAAAGCCCUAUGAAGUAUCUGAGUCUGAGGACAACUUUGCGAUCUGUGAAAGCUAUCCAAUUGUCUACUGUCCCACCUGCAGAAACACAAGCUAUUGCAGACGUAGAAGAUUCUGAAGAGACCAAACCAACUGUUGUGAAUACUCAGCUUAUUCCUAAGUCCUCUGAGGUGGAAGCACUUAUCAGUGAAAUCACUGAUUCCACAUCAAUUGCAGAGUUUGAACUCAAACUGGGAGGUUUCCGCCUAUAUGUAGCAAGGAAAUUAGCUGACCAAAGUAGUCCACCGCCUCAGCAAAUUCCGCCUGUGGUUGCUGCAAGCGCAACUCCUGAGGGGGUUCAUACUAAUGGCUCAGCCACUUCUUCGUCAUUGGCUAUCACAAAAGCAUCACCUUCUUCGGCAGACAGGCCACAAACACUUGCUAACAAAGCUGCUGAUCAGGGUUUAGUGAUUCUCCAAUCUCCAACGGUCGGUUAUUUCAGGAGAUCCAAGACCAUAAAAGGGAAACGAACUCCUACAAUCUGUAAAGAGAAAGACAUAGUGAAGGAAGGUCAAGUUCUAUGCUACAUUGAACAACUCGGUGGCCAAAUCCCAGUUGAGUCUGAUGUUUCCGGUGAGAUUGUCAAAAUACUCCGCGAAGAUGGCGAGCCUGUAGGAUACAACGAUGCUCUCAUCACAGUUCUUCCUUCAUUUCCAGGCAUCAAGAAGCUUCAGUAAGAACUGAUUUUGGCUUAAUUGUGUUUG
Molecule: messenger RNA, 1234 nt
Organism: Arabidopsis arenosa
Lineage: Eukaryota; Viridiplantae; Streptophyta; Magnoliopsida; Brassicales; Brassicaceae
Source: the annotation of a GenBank genome assembly